Engraulis encrasicolus (European anchovy) is the source of this 3205-nucleotide messenger RNA. RefSeq names its product cytohesin 3a (gene cyth3a). Bases 290 to 1474 code for a protein of 394 amino acids. Gene Ontology annotation, molecular function: guanyl-nucleotide exchange factor activity. The transcript is spliced from 13 exons. Gene Ontology annotation, biological process: regulation of ARF protein signal transduction. Lineage: Eukaryota; Metazoa; Chordata; Actinopteri; Clupeiformes; Engraulidae. The record is from RefSeq and is a predicted model, not a curated record.
CGCCAAACCAGGAGCCACGGAGAACGGGAUACCCACGAUUUUGGACAGACAAACAUACAUCUGACACGAUUCUCACACUGUUACACCAUAUUGACGGCUAUAACAUCUUAAGAGAUAGCGCACUCAAGUCACUUUAUUGCGCCAAGAAAUUCGUGAGAUUCUAAUGAAUAGAUCAGACACUGUCAAAGACAAACAGCAGUCCGACUGUUGAACAGAGGAACGGUUUUUGUGGCUUUUCUUUUGGUGCCAGCUGCCGGGAUUGUUUUUGUCACUAUCUGAAGGUGCAAACAUGGAUGAAGACAGCAGAGUACCAGAGGAUCUCUCGUUGGAGGAGAGAGAUGAGCUGACCACCAUACGGCAGAGGAAGAAGGAACUCCUGGAUGACAUUGAGCGAUUAAAAUUUGAGAUAUCUGAAGUGAUGACGGAGAUUGAGCAGUUGACAAGUGUGGGAGAGAGCAAAACAACACAGAGAAACAAACAGAUUGCCGUCGGCAGGAAGAAAUUCAACAUGGAUCCCAAGAAGGGCAUCCAGUUCCUGCUGGAGAACGACCUUCUGCAGCACACGCCAGAGGACAUCGCACAGUUCCUCUACAAGGGCGAAGGCCUCAACAAAACUGUCAUCGGCGACUACCUCGGGGAAAGGGAUGAUUUCAACAUCAAGGUUCUACAGGCCUUCGUGGAGCUGCAUGAGUUUGCUGAUUUGAACCUCGUACAGGCGCUGAGGCAAUUCCUCUGGAGCUUCAGGCUGCCUGGUGAGGCCCAGAAGAUUGAUCGCAUGAUGGAGGCCUUCGCCUCUCGCUACUGCCAAUGCAACCCCGGAGUCUUCCAGUCCUCAGACACCUGCUACGUGUUGUCGUUUGCCAUCAUCAUGCUGAACACCAGCCUCCACAACCCCAACGUGCGGGACAAGCCCCCCGUGGAGCGCUUCAUCUCCAUGAACAGAGGCAUCAACGAGGGGGGAGACCUGCCAGAGGACCUGCUCAGGAAUCUCUAUGAGAGCAUUAAGAAGGAGCCGUUCAAGAUCCCCGAAGAUGACGGCAACGACCUGACACACACCUUCUUCAACCCGGACAGGGAGGGAUGGCUACUGAAGCUGGGGGGACGAGUGAAGACGUGGAAGAGGCGGUGGUUCAUUCUAACUGACAACUGCCUGUACUACUUUGAAUACACAACGGACAAGGAGCCUCGAGGAAUCAUCCCGCUGGAGAACCUCAGCAUCAGAGAAGUUGAGGAACCCCGGAAACCGAACUGUUUCGAGUUGUACAACCCGAGCCAGAAGGGCCAGGUGAUCAAGGCGUGCAAGACGGAGACAGACGGCCGGGUUGUGGAGGGCAAACACAUGGUCUACAGGAUAUCGGCCCCCACCGCCGAGGAGAAAGAGGAGUGGAUCAAGUCCAUAAAAGCCAGCAUCAGCAGGGACCCCUUCUACGACAUGCUGGCCAGCAGGAAACGCCGAGUGGCCAACAAGAAGUGACCACGUGACCGCCAGAGAGAGACAGCUCCCAGUGUCCCCCUGUCCUGACCUGACCUGACCUGUGUGUGGGUCAGAGAGAGAACACGCUCUCCUGUCUUCUCAUUCUCACUCAAGAGUGUCUCCUUGAGGAGCGAGGAGCGAAAUUGGGGCCAGGGGUGGUGGAGGAGUGGAGGAGUUGAACUUUUCCAAUUGUGGAGGGCAUUCCAUGGGGGUGGGGGUGGGUGGUGAGGCUGAAACAGAAUUUGGGUGGUGUUGGGGGUAAACCACAAAAAAAAAAAAAAUGCAAAUGUUGGGAAGGUUAUUACUUCUCGGUAAGAUUCCUAAAACUAGGAAUCGUGAAAGUGUAAAGCUGUAGUCAUUCUAUAGCCUAAAGGAAGUUCUGAUUCUGCGGUAACUUCGACUCGCGAUGAGGAUGAUUAGAAGACCUUCAUUUGAAAAUAGCCAAAUAAACAUCCUGAGAUGUGCAUUUAUUCCAUGAAACUGGACAAUCAAGUGUGGAGAUGGCUGCCUUCUCUGCACAUGUUAUUCAAUGAGCUCCUGAAGUUGAAGUUCUGAAGUUCUCCUGAAGGCUUGGGUCACAUCAAAUCAAUGAGGCUCUGCUCUGAUAAUGUAAUCUAAUGUAAUGCUGGGGGCUGGCUGCACCUUCAGCUUCUGGAAAACAUCUCUAAAAUGACAGGGACACUGUACAACUUGAGUGAGUGUAAAUUAAAUAUCUGAAGGUUUUUUGUUUGAUGUAUGAAGGUGGACUAGUGCUUGUUUGGCCUGAUAAGUACGCUAUUGGGACCAAAAAAAAAAACCCCCAUGGCGUAAGCAAUUAUUUUAGCAAGUUUUUAGAUCCAAGCAGGGAAGACGAAAUUCUCAGGGCAUCCCAUGAAGUCACUUGCAACCACAGCGCCCCUUACUGGUCACUGGUUGUAAAUUCAGUUUGGCUCCACCUUAACCAAUCAAAGAUCUUCAUCUUUGUGGCACCCGUUAGUGUGUGUUGACCAGUGACAAUGAUUUGAAAGGUAAUUUCCAUGUAAAGCAUGUUACCACCUUUAGUUACCGUCUAACGUUUUUUUUUUGGUGGCACUGGUAAUGAUUAUAUUUGUGUUGUGUUGACCAGUAGCAGCAGUUCCAUGGUCACAUAUAGGUGAAGAUUUGUCAUGGUGAAAGAAUUAGCGUUCUUUACACAACACAAGUUCAACAUUCCUCCUUUAAAACGGUUACUGUGAGAUUCACACCGGUAUCCACUCCUCCUCUUCUACUGAUGUGAAGGCGAUGAAUACAGUACACAGUAUAUACUCACAGUGGUUAUAUUAUAUCAGCUGGACUGAUGACUGGAAUACUGUGGCUCUUUAUAAGCUGUUUAGAAAAAAAGUCAUAUCUGGUUGCGUUUGUAAACGUCUGAAUAGACUGAAUGCUAAAAAUGUUAAUUGUUUUUUUUUUUCCUCGUGUGUGUAUGUAGUUCUUCAAAGCUACUUGUAUUGAUUGACCAUAAUGUUACAAAAGAACUUGUAUUUAUUUUCCAUUCUGAAAAAAAAGUUGUAAGUUAUGUGUACAUAAUGUAUAGAAACUUUUCCUUUAACCUGAUGUUUUUUUUGUAGCAUGUAUAGGUAUAGUUUUAACAUUUUUAUUAUUCGUGACUGUUUAAAUUGAACAAUGCCCAUGUACAGCGUUACGCAGUACACCAAUAACCAUUUCUCUGUUGCUGUGAUUUCAAUAUAUUAAAAGCUAUUGCAAUAUUGUUUA